AUGUCAUCCUCGCCAGGACCCCAUGAUUACAAUGCUAUCAGAAACACGAUAGCGCUAUACUGUAUAGCUCUGGAUAACAAAGAUUGGGCUCUGUUAGAGAAGGUCUUUGAAAAAGAUGUGGUGGCAAUCUACCCGUUCAAUGACGAACCAAUUCUUGGUGUUGAUGCGUUGAGCAAGAGGAUUCAGCAACGACUAAAGCCAGUGACAACUCAACACGCUCUCACAACGCAGCAUCUGGUCACUGGGUCAUCUUCAGCAAAGGCAACCACAUACUUCACUGGCGUACAUCUGGGCCGAGGGAAGUGGGAAGGUCAACAGGUGACCGCGUAUGGAAAGUAUGUUGACGAACUGGUCUGCCUCCCUGCUGCAGAGGCACAGGAUGCAGAGGUGGAGGCUGGUGCUAGUGAUGCAUGGAAGAUCAACAAGCGGACAGUGACCUUCUUUGGACGAGUCGGAGAGGAAGGUGUUAUGGAAGGAGAGGGAUAG
This is a messenger RNA of Aureobasidium namibiae CBS 147.97, 486 nucleotides long. RefSeq lists its product as uncharacterized. NCBI's taxonomy places the organism in Eukaryota, Fungi, Ascomycota, Dothideomycetes, Dothideales, Saccotheciaceae. The record is from RefSeq and is a predicted model, not a curated record. The transcript has 2 exons. Bases 1 to 486 code for a protein of 161 amino acids.